This is a messenger RNA of Mytilus californianus (California mussel), 1223 nucleotides long. RefSeq lists its product as uncharacterized. Bases 80 to 1060 code for a protein of 326 amino acids. The record is from RefSeq and is a predicted model, not a curated record. NCBI's taxonomy places the organism in Eukaryota, Metazoa, Mollusca, Bivalvia, Mytilida, Mytilidae. The transcript is spliced from 3 exons.
UCCAAUACUCAAGCCUAUAGAUUAGUUCUUGACAUAACUGAUAAGAUCAAAAGCCGUAAUAAGAAAAUACGCAUAGCUGAUGCUUCCCCUGCUGGUUGGGGAACCGUUAGGGAAUACGAAUCCAAUGCCGUGGCUUCAGAUUCUGAAGAUGAGAGAAAGAUACGACAAGCUGAGACCAGAGCUAUCCGUACCUCCAAGGAGAAGUCAAAAUCUCGCCAGCAACCUUACCCAAAAAAUCCGCCUCGUCAACAACCUGCGGAAUCUUAUGGUAACCCUGCUUACGCUCAGCAUUAUCAACGUAAUCAGCAACAGCCCUUUCGUGGGAGCUUCGCAAGGCGUGAGCCUUGCUCAAUCGACACGUGCCACUACUGCAAGCAACAAGGCCACUGGAGAAAAAACUGUCCUCUUCUCGCCAGUCUCAGGUCAUCCAACAGCAACUCCACAACCUACCAGAAGUAGUAAAGUAGGGCCUGAACGUCACUCUCCAGUCAUUGUGAAUGAUAAGUAUUUAGACACUAUUAAUGACCAAUUUUCUACAUGUUUUGUUGAUAACGAUUAUAUAGAAUCUUUUUUAGAUCAAGUUCAAUAUUUUGAAAAUUGUCAGUCAUAUGAUAAAUUUAAAGGGGUGAAAGGUAGAUUAGCUUGUCAUGUAAAGUAUUGGGAAAAUAUAGGUGCUUGUCCUUUUGUGCUUGAUACAAUAAAAAAUGGUUAUGUUAUUCCAUUUAUAGAUACACCUUUUAAAAUGUACCACAGAAAUAAUAGAUCAGCACGGCAGAAUACUGAAUUUGUCACAAAGUCAAUUGAAGAUUUAGUUCAAAUAGGUUGCGUAAUUAAAGUGCCUUUUCAACCAUAUGUGGUAAAUCCAUUGAGUGUUGCUACUCAAAAGUCCGAUAUUUUUUCAGUAGGACAUUGGUCAGACUUUAAUUCACAAGUUGCCUCUAAUAAUGAUCUCAGCAGUUUGUUCAAACAGUUACCAGAAUUCCUUCUUUCGUCCAAGGCUGCGAGUACUCAGAAGAAAUAUAGAUAUGCCUUCAAUUCAUGGUAUUGUGUUUAUAUGUGAUGGCAGCGGUCGAUGACAGCAAAUUGGACAUUUGUUUAUUGUUUAUAAUAAAAAUAAGCUUUCUGUGCUGUCGGGGCGAGCUGAUAACCAAAAACUGUGUUGAGUUUUUACUUUGUAAAUGCUUUAUGUUCGUUUGAAGUAUUGAAUAAGAACAUAAUUGUAU